This is a messenger RNA of Bactrocera latifrons, 816 nucleotides long. It is a transcript of the gene Mlc1, whose product is annotated as myosin light chain alkali. Lineage: Eukaryota; Metazoa; Arthropoda; Insecta; Diptera; Tephritidae. Gene Ontology annotation, molecular function: calcium ion binding. The coding region runs from base 106 to 573 and encodes 155 amino acids. Gene Ontology annotation, cellular component: muscle myosin complex. The transcript is spliced from 6 exons. The record is from RefSeq and is a predicted model, not a curated record.
CAAGCGACAGGAAAGUACCUAACACGCGUGCUGUAGACGAGAAACGUUCAGUCGAGACAGAGCUCAUCCACGGGUUAGUUGAUUUUUUCUCAUCCAACAAACAAAAUGGCCGAUUUACCAAAACGUGAUAUUGAAAAUGUCGAAUUCGUUUUCGAAAUCAUGGGCUCUCCCGGCGUGGGCAUUGAUGCCGUCGAUCUAGGUGAUGCCCUCCGUGCUCUCAACUUGAACCCAACCUUGGCGUUGAUUGAGAAAUUGGGCGGCACCAAGAAGCGCAAUGAGAAGAAAAUCACCUUCGAAGAAUUCCUCCCCAUCUACUCACAAGUUAAGAAGGAGAAGGACCAAGGUUGCUACGAAGAUUUCAUUGAAUGUUUGAAAUUGUACGACAAAGCCGAGGACGGCACAAUGCUGUUGGCUGAAUUGCAACACGCCCUCCUGUCACUUGGUGAGCAAUUGGAUGAUGAACAAGUUGAGACACUGUUCGCCGAUUGCAUGGACCCCGAAGAUGAUGAAGGCAUGAUUCCAUACUCCCAGUUCAUCCAAAGAAUGAUGAGCGAUCCAGUUGUCUUCGACUAAACGCAUUUCUUGCCAGAAUGUGUGAUAGACCAGAUCAGCUAUAAAAAUACCAACAACCAGUUAUAGCAACAACCAUUCUCCAUAGAUGUUUUAUUCAUCUCUCUCUCUCGUAUAUAUUUAUUUUAAAUAAAAUUUUUAAUUUCUCUGCUUAUAAAUACACUUAAUUGUAUUACGAACGUGGUGCAAUUACUUUUGAAGAAGGCAUACAUAUAUUAAAACAAAGCAAACAAAACUCAAAACAAA